Molecule: messenger RNA, 807 nt
Organism: Teleopsis dalmanni
Lineage: Eukaryota; Metazoa; Arthropoda; Insecta; Diptera; Diopsidae
Product: transmembrane protease serine 9-like
Exons: 3
Biological process (GO): proteolysis
Molecular function (GO): serine-type endopeptidase activity
Source: RefSeq, a predicted model, not a curated record
UUUUCACAAAUUAUAGUUUCGUCAAUUGUUUGCAACAAAAGAAACUCACGAAUUGUUGGAGGCUCACAAGCAGUAAAGAAUGAAAUACCUUUUAUUGUGAGUCUUACAAGACGUGGAGGACAUUUUUGCGGUGCAACUAUUAUACAUGAAAGUUGGGUAUUAACAGCGGGCCAUUGCCUAUGCAACGGUUUGAAUAAGUUCGUUAAGCCAUCACAAAUUAAUGGUGUGGUUGGCUUACACAGUAUUUCUGAAUAUACAAAUGGCAUUACUAUAGCCACUGAUGCGACAACCCCGAUACAAAUUGAUUUUAAGAAAAUAAUUACUCAUCCCGAAUAUAUUUGCACAAAAGUUAAAAACGACAUUGCUCUUCUAGAAAUUGUAAAGCCAAUUAAAUUUACUCCAUAUAUACAACCAAUUUGUCUUAAUGCUAAAACAGGUUCAAAUAAUUAUGAAAAUGAAGUUGCAACAGUAUCUGGUUGGGGUUGGACUAAUGAAAAUCAAUCUAUUGGAGAGCGUGCAGACACCUUGAGAAAAGCAUCCGUUCAGAUAUGGAACAACAGUGAUUGUGAAAAAUCAUAUCAGCUAAAUGGCAAAACAAAUAAUAUAUAUGACACUCAAUUAUGUGCUGGUUUCGAGAAUGGUGGCAUCGAUUCUUGUUGGGCUGAUUCCGGUGGCCCACUUAUAUUUAAAGAAAAUAUUCUAAUAGGAGUCGUUUCAACAGGUAUUGGUUGUGGCAGACCAGGUCUACCUGGUAUUUACACACGUGUUGGCAAAUAUAUUGAUUGGAUCGAAUCUGUGAUAAUUUAA